Molecule: messenger RNA, 365 nt
Organism: Cynoglossus semilaevis (tongue sole)
Lineage: Eukaryota; Metazoa; Chordata; Actinopteri; Pleuronectiformes; Cynoglossidae
Product: peroxisome proliferator-activated receptor gamma-like
Exons: 2
Biological process (GO): regulation of DNA-templated transcription
Cellular component (GO): nucleus
Molecular function (GO): DNA binding; nuclear receptor activity
Source: RefSeq, a predicted model, not a curated record
UCUUCUUCUCCUUCUUCUUCCAAGUCUCUUUGGUAAUGAUAGGUUUCUGUUUUUCUGUUUUUCUUUAUUUUUCCCCAGCUAUUCGUUUUGGACGAAUGCCUCAGGCAGAGAAGGAGAAACUGUUGGCUGAAUUCUCCUCUGACAUGGAGCACAUGAACCCAGAGGCUGCAGACCUGAGAGCUCUGGGCCGACAUCUGUACGAAGCCUAUCUGAAGUACUUUCCUCUGACCAAGGCCAAGGCCAGAGCCAUCCUGUCUGGGAAGACUGGAGACAACGGGCCCUUCGUCAUCCACGACAUGAAGUCUUUAAUGGAGGGAGAGCAAUUCAUUAACUGUGGGCAGGUGCCCCAGCAGCAGCAGCAGCAG